Messenger RNA from Gigantopelta aegis, 2150 nucleotides. RefSeq lists its product as uncharacterized. Bases 1091 to 2065 code for a protein of 324 amino acids. The record is from RefSeq and is a predicted model, not a curated record. The transcript is spliced from 6 exons. NCBI's taxonomy places the organism in Eukaryota, Metazoa, Mollusca, Gastropoda, Neomphalida, Peltospiridae.
CGACAAAAUGGUUACGAUGAUGUCAUUUUCAACGUCUUUAUGCGUCAUAAAGUAUCUGGAAGACCGGAUUCUCUCAAAGAAUGGUCAUGGCUGAACAGCUGGGAGUUUCUUCAGAGUGGAUGGAUUUCAUUUAGUACAGUGUUUUAUAUUCUCAAUUUGUGUUUCUUUAUCUGCAAACACAGAUGGACAGACGGAAAUUGUAAUUCAGUGUGAGGUGAAGAAGGUUAAAACAAGAAUGCCCAAAGAAUUUCAACAAUUCCUGGGUGGCAUAUAAUCAAGAAAUUACUCUGGAUGUGUUAACAACAGAAUAUGUUACAGUCUACGUAAAUGUAGUCUUUCAACAGGAAGUAUAUAUAGUAUAACAAGCUGAUAUAUAUUAUCACAAAUAUAACAUAAUUAUUUAUUGAUGAACCUGAGCUUUAUUGAGACAAACAGAUUUAUUAAGUACUGCACCUUGUAGUUACAAAUACAGAACACAUUAUCCAGCAUUCAUUUACGUAUUAAGUUAUUAAAACUGUGACAAAAGUAAGGAUUUAUUACUGUGUAACUGUGCCCUUUGUAUACCAGUACACCCCCAGCCAGUGUCUGUUUACGUAUUAAUUUCCGAGUACUCACAAAAAUAAGGAUUUACUACAGCUCCCUGUGUAGAGUGGACAUAGUAUGGUUCGACCAUUGUUUACGUAUUCUUAAAACUGUGACACCACAAAAACAUUUAUUACAGAACACUAGGCAUGCAAGUGUGCUUUAAACCAGCCUCUGUUUACGUAUUAACUUCUGAGAACGGUACAAAAAUAAGGAUUUUCUUCAGCACCCUGUGUAUAAAUAGUGGACAUAGUAUGGUUUGACCACUGUUUACGUAUCAACUUCUUAAAACUGACGAAAAUAAGGAUUUUCUUCAGCACCCUGUGUAUACAUACUGGACAUAGUAUGGUUUGACCAUUGUUUAUGUAUUAACCUUAAAACUGUGACAAAAAUAAGGAUUUUCUUCAGCACCCUGUGUAUACAAGUUAUAACUGAAAAAACAAACACCAAAAAACGAAAAAAGGAAUGUCUGACCGGUUGUUUAUACGUUAACCUUCAACGUGACAGGAUGGAUAUGUACACCCAGACCGCGUGUAGCCGAUGCACGUCUGCGUCCGGCCGAACGCUGCUGGAAGAGGCCCUCGAGAAGUUCUCCGACAAACACUCAUCUCAGAACUCUGUCAACGCUAUGCAGGUGACUGUCACUCGCAGUCGAUCAUCCAUCGCCACGGGGAUGGGAGGCGGCGUUCUUCCGCAGAGUCGCACGGUGCCAGACCUGCUACACAGGAACGGUAACUUGGAGACGCUGAACUCGAGGUGUUCGCGACCGGGCCGGUCGAACGUGACGGGUGUGUCGCGAAUGAAGACGUCAAUACUGCUGACGCCCGCACGCCACUGUGACGCCUGUUCCAUGCAGACGAUACGCAAGUGGAGGGAGAUGCAUUCUGGGGCAUGCAUGAACAACUCCAUUGGCUCACUACAAUCGCACUGUGAACUUCACCUCGAUAACUCAUCAAAUGAGGUAACCCGCCCCAUGACAGCCACCUUGUUGACUGGAGAGAGGCCGAUCCCGCCCGUGUUCAUGGUAAAAGACCGACCACAGACCGCUGCUGGUCCGUAUGAGGUCUUCCUCCCACUGGCCACUGUGCCAAAGAAAGGAAUGAUCAAACUCACAGCUCUGGAAUACGAGCACCAAGAACCGAGUUCACAGAAGCAAGAAGCCAGUUCACAACACAGACACAGACCAAAACGCUCCACCCCAGUCCGAUCACAAAUCCCUUCUAAACGUCCGCCACCGAAAACUCUGAUCUCCCGCAAAGACAUACUGGAGCAAGUGAGGAUUGGUGCUCUACGACUGGAGGAGGAAGAAAGGUGCAGAACCAUGGCCUUGAACUUCAACAAAACCAUGGAACGCUACACAUUUGGUGAACUACAGGAAUCCAUCACACAGUACGCAGAGGAGGCUGGCCGGAAGUCUUCUCUUUCUAAGAAGUACGAGACAUCAAAACUGCUGUCGAAACAGACACCAUUUCUACCAUCAUAAACAGUGACAACAACAUAAAUCAACUUCCCCGUGCCAGAUAUAUAUAUAUUGCCAUUCAUUUAUUAAAGCAAGCACAUUAAUUACA